UCUCGGACCAACUGAGUCACCGGCCAGACAACAGCACAUAUGAAGAUUGGAGGAGUGAGAAGAUAAUACGGCAGCGGCUAUUGAAGCCGUGGGGAGACCAUCUAUUUUAGAUGCAUGCAACUAGAAGAAGUCUCUUGCAGAAGCUGCCAAAGGGCGAUUCGAUUCGAGUACAGCUUCAGCCUCAGAACUUGUCCGAGAAGUUGCCAUCGGCGAAGAACGAGGCGUUCUGGCAUGACUCGAAUUUUUACGCUCGAUCACCGACAAAGAAGAAUAAGAAGCUCUCACCACUCGUUCAGGACUGGCUCUCACCACGCGUUCAGGACUGGAAGCCUCCCCAAAGGCCAACCAUCCUUUCUUCCACCGUCUUUCCCAACAUCAUCUCGUGGCGGAUCCCGCACACUCUGCACCACCGUCACAGCCUGCGCUUCGUCCUGUUUCCCACGGACAAGACCCUCACCCUCUUCCCAGCGAGCCCUCUCACCUCGCAGCUCUCACCCAGCCUCACUAGGCGCUCGGCCCGGGAAAUGCAUAGCUACGUCCAGAUCGUCAGCACGCCCACGGCAGACACGCCGGGGGCGUGUCUUAUGCUGCACUUCGACACCCAGCGCUACCUCUUUGGCUCCAUUGCCGAGGGCACCCAGCGCGUCAUGGUGCAGCGCAAAAUACCGCUCGCCAAGACCCGGGACAUCUUUCUGACGGGCAGGAUCGACUGGCAGAGCACUGGCGGCCUGCUGGGCAUGAUCCUCACCAUCGCCGACAUCAAGGGCUCCAAGGCCGAGGCCGAGAAGUCCCGCCCCAAGGGUAAAUCGUCCCCGGAUUUCUUUUUGAACGUGCACGGGGGGCGAAACCUGAUGCACAACCUGGCCGCGGCUCGCCGCUUCAUCCUGCGCAAGGGCCUGCCCCUCCGUCCCAGGGAAGUCCGCCACGAUCCCCGGCUCGCCCACGGCAAGACGGAACCUGACUACACGGACGAGAAUAUCCGGGUGUGGUCCGUCCUGCUGUCCGGGCAGCCUCCAGACGCCGGCUCCGUCUCCGGCCAGCGGUCGCCAAAGAGGCGGAAGCUGAGUCCCUCCUCGGGCAAGAGCACAGAUUCGGAUGGCAGUGCUGCUGAAGGCGACUCGGAUGUUGACCAAAGGGUCAGGGAAGCCAUCGUCAAGGACAUGUUCGAUUCCAACUGGAAACUCGACACUCUGCGCGAGCUAAAGUUGGGGGAAGUCGAGCUGCCCGCCAAGAUCUUCGUCAGGAGCGACAAGGGCCAUCUUGAACCCUACCAGGGCCCUCUUCCCGGCGAGGAAGGCUGCGACAAAGACCUCAAGGUUCUGGUGCGGCUGCCCUGGCCGGCAUCCAUGAUAGAAGAGCUGCCCCGCGCCCGGCCCUCGGGCGAAUCUAUGUGCUACGUCGUCAAGUCUCACCCGCGCCGCGGCAAGUUUGACCCCGCCGCCGCCACCGCGCUCGGCGUCGUCAGGACCGACUUCAAGAACCUUACAGCGGGUUUGAGCGUCCCUGGCAAGGAUGGCGUCGUCGUCACCCCGGAAAUGGUUAUGGGUCCUAUGAUGGCAGGCCGUGGCUUCGCCAUUAUUGAUCUUCCCUCCCCGGAGUUCGUCGAUGUGUUCCUCAAUCGCCCAGAGUGGACUACCCCGGAGAUCAUGGAUGGCGUCGAAACCAUGUACUGGAUCCUCCCCGACAAGUCCUAUGUCGAGGGCGAGUCUAGGUUACUAGACUUUAUGAAGGCGCACGCGUCCAUGAAACAUGUCUUGCUCGGCCACGACAUAUCACCCAACACUCUGGCGCUCGAGUCGCCUGCUGCGCAGCUCAUCAAGAUGCACCGCAUCGAUCCAGACAGGUUCCCUCUCCCCAUUUUCGACAGCACAAAGUUGGACAUCGAGGACUCGUUAGCUACCACUGCCGAUGUCGGCCGCCCGGGGGCAAGGUUUCAGCUUGCUCCCAAAGUCUCGUACCCAACAGAUGCCCUCGUCCCGAUCAUGGACACGGGAGAGCCGCUCCGGGAGCUGCUCGACACCCCACAAACCCUGGAGCUCGCCGAUGCCGCCCGUGCCAAGGUAUCCGAUCCUUCCUUCCUCGCGCAGGUCGCCGAGUCCCAGAAGGACCUGCCCGUGCCCGACGCCGAGAUCAUCACGCUCGGCACAGGCUCGGCCUUGCCAUCCAAGUACCGCAACGUCUCAGCCACUCUGAUUCGGGUUCCGGGCUGGGGCAGCUAUCUGCUCGACUGCGGUGAAAACACGCUCGGACAGCUGCGUCGAUCGUUCGGCUACAAGGGCGCAGAUGAGAUCCUGACCGACCUCCGCGCCAUCUACAUCAGCCACGCGCACGCCGACCACCACCUCGGCACCGUCACCGUCCUGACCCGCUGGCUGCAGCUCGACCGCGCGCGCGAUCCCAAAUACGGAGAGAAAAAACUCACCGUGAUCGCCACGCCCAAAUACCACGGCUUCCUCGACGAAGUCGAGUCCAUUCAACCCGGCCUGCGCUCUAAACGUAUAGCCCGGGUCUCCCUGCGGGGCAACUUAAAGCCCGUCCCCGGCACGCGCGCGCGCGUGGUGCUUCCAGAAGGGAUAUCCUCCCCCUCUACCCUCGGCCUGCCAGAAAUCAGCGCCUGUUUCGUAGAACACUGCUACGAAGCGACCGCAGUAGUCCUCACCUUCCCCGACACGGGCUUCAAAGUAGCCUACUCAGGCGAUUGUCGCCCCUCUUUUGAUUUAUUCACCGAGCUUGGCCGCGGCGCGCACCUACUGUUACAUGAAUGUACCUUUGACGAUGAGUUAAAAGGCGACGCAAUUGCGAAGAAACAUUCCACUCUCUCCGAGGCGUUGGAUGUUGGUCGUCGGAUGGCAGCGCGGAGGAUUUUGCUCACGCAUUUCUCGCAGCGGUAUCCGAAAUUGCCGGUUAUCAAUGAGGAGUCGUUGAGGAGGGAUAAUACGGCUGCGGGUGGGGACGUGGAGGUGUUGUUUGCGUUUGAUCAUAUGCGGGUCAAGUUGGGGGAGUUUAAGCAGGCGAAGGAGUUUAUUCCGGCGCUGAGGGAGCUGUUGAGGGAGGAGGAAGAGGGGGAGGGGAAGGUGGAGGAUGUGAAUACUAGUGCUCCGUGAGGUAAGGUGAGGAAGAUGGAGAUGAAGAUGGGGAUCAGGAUCUGUGAUGUGUGUAUGGCUAUCUAGGGGUGAGAAGUGUACGAACAUUGUGUUUCCGACGGGGUUUGGAGAUGUUCGGGGAGGGGCUAGACACAUUCUGUAUAGACGGGCCUUAUACCUAUCGGACGGACGGUAGCAUACAACGCGUCAUUGUGCCUGGGAAGAUGAUGGAAUGGGUAGAAAAAUCACAGUGUGUUCAGUAAACAAGGUGUCCCCUUGGCCAAUUCUGCUGUAUAAUACAUCAUGGUCUAUGUUUCUCGCUC
Molecule: messenger RNA, 3406 nt
Organism: Canariomyces notabilis
Lineage: Eukaryota; Fungi; Ascomycota; Sordariomycetes; Sordariales; Chaetomiaceae
Exons: 1
Coding region: 111-3104 (997 amino acids)
Biological process (GO): mitochondrial tRNA 3'-end processing
Cellular component (GO): mitochondrion
Molecular function (GO): 3'-tRNA processing endoribonuclease activity
Source: RefSeq, a predicted model, not a curated record